AUGGUGGCCACGGGUGUUGAGAUUACUUGGGAAGCCUUUCGAAGAAAGUUUUUGGAGAAAUUCUUCCCAGAGACAGUGAGAAGGACUAAGGAAGCUGAAUUUUUGUAUUUGCGGCAAGGCAAUAUGUCUGUUAGCGAGUAUGCCACGAGAUUUGAAUCUCUGUCUAAGUAUGCUACUUAUUAUCAACACCAACCAGACGAACACUGGAAGUGCCAAAAAUUUGAAGAAGGAUUGCGUUAUGAGAUUCGCAAAGGUGUAAUUACUCAAAGAAUCAGAAAUUUUCCAGAAUCGAUUAAUGCUUGUACUGACUUGGAGGACUUAGAUGUCCAAAGGAAUGCUCGUGUGAAGAAUUUUGGGCCCCAAAGGUUUAACAGGGGAGGACAAGGACAACAACAGAGGAAACCUUAUCAACCAUCGCUAAGAAGCCAAGGAUUUGCAUCUGGAAGCGGGAGAUUCCAAGCCUCAGCUGGAGGAUUUAGCAGACCAAGUAACAAUCAAAUCAACUGUUUUGUUUGUGGAGGGCCACAUUUAGCCAGAAACUGUACAAGGAAGAAUGUGUAUUGUUUUAGAUGUGGAAAACAGGGUCAUUACAUUCGUGAAUGCCCUGAAAUGAAGAAAGAAGUGAGCAAUCAGAAUAGUCGUAAUGAUGGCAACAAAAAUAAUAACAACAAUAAGGUUGGAAGGCCCAAGGUUCAAGGAAAAGUUUUCACUAUGAGUGGGGAGGAGGCAUCCCACUCUGAUGCUAUGAUACAAGGUACGUGUUUCAUAAAUGAAAAUGUUUUGGGUGUAUUGUAUGAUUCAGGAGCUUCUCACUCCUUUAUUUCUGAAGUUUGUGUGAAACAAAUUAACUUGCCUGUUACUGUUUUACCCUAUGAGUUGAUUGUUUCUACUCCUGGUAGUGCUCCUAUCAUUACUACCAAAGCUUGCUUGAAUUGUCCUAUAACCAUAGAAAAUAGAAAUUUUUUUGUGAAUUUGUUUUGCUUACCCCUUAUUGAUUUGGAGGUCAUUUUGGGACUAGAUUGGUUAUCUGCCAAUCAUGUUCUUUUAGAUUGUCACCAUAGAACUAUAUCUUUUGAUAAUCAUGUUAAACCAUCUUCCGUGAAUCUGAAAUUCUUAACGGCUAACCAAGUCAAUACUUCUUUGAGGGAAGGAGCUUAG
Messenger RNA from Abrus precatorius (Indian licorice), 1158 nucleotides. RefSeq lists its product as uncharacterized. The record is from RefSeq and is a predicted model, not a curated record. Gene Ontology annotation, molecular function: zinc ion binding; nucleic acid binding. Bases 1 to 1158 code for a protein of 385 amino acids. Lineage: Eukaryota; Viridiplantae; Streptophyta; Magnoliopsida; Fabales; Fabaceae. The transcript has a single exon.